ACAAAAGAUGUGUUGUAUGUGUGUGUAGCUUGCUCGUUCGUUUGGUUGACAAUCGCGAUGUGAUGUAUUCUAUCAUCGCAUGUUGAGUUAUAUUUUCAACAAAAUCUUUUAAUUUUUAUAUCAGUUACUCAAUUAAUUUCUAAAUGUUUUCUUUCGUUGUGACUCCCUUUCUCUAUUUUGAUUUCUAAAUAUGUGUAAUUUGCCGCCGAAGUUCCAUUCAGUGUGUCGCCUUUGUUUAUCAUUCUGUGGCGAUAAUUGCAGUGAUGUUAAACUUCCAAUAUUCGACCGUGAUAAGGAUAAAUCACAUCUGUCCGAUAUGAUAAGGACAUAUUUGUCAAUAAUGGUAUAUCCUGGAGAUUUGCUACCUCAAGUGGUGUGUGGGAGUUGUGCACAUAAACUCGAUGAAUUCCAUACAUUCAGAGAAUUAUCACAUAAGUCUGAAAGGCUAUUGGAGCAGUUUUUGCAGUAUGCUAAUUCCUUGACUGGUCCCAAAGAGGAGAAUCUAAGUAUAACGGCGGCCAAACUAGAAGAAAUAAUCAGACCACUCAACGAUAAUGUGUUCGAUCACGAUAAUAAACAUAGUUAUGAGGAAAUAGGAUCGCCAGACUCUACGGAGGAAAUGAAGAAUUCAGAGAGCAGACAAGCGGCCGUCGCGUUACUUUCAAUAAAACAUUAUGAUCCCACUAAAUAUGCCAUUAAGCCAGAAGAAGAACCUCACAUAAUGUUCAACAAUGUACCGAGUUUACCGCCCCCAGAGAGAGCGAGAGAGGUGAUGCAUUGUAAUGCCGUUAUCGAUAUUAUAAGCAAAGCGGUUGCGGUCGCGCAGCGGGAAAAUGAGGAGUCACAAAAGUUUCCUUCAAAUUAUACGAGCGUUAUCGAUGAUAGAACCCAUACAUCAAGCGGUCGUCAAAUAAAUUACCCCCAAGAAUACUCUGACGACCAGUACAAUGUGUACAGCACGCAGAGCGCCGCUAGUCCUGGCAGCAACGACGACAAUGAUAAUAAAGAAAUGGACUUGUCACUCUAUGGUAAUAUUAAAAAUGAAUCUGCAGACCAGAACGAGACCACAGAUCAGGAUAACAAAAAUUCAUCAUACUAUCAUAGAUCAUUAACUCAAAACAAAUCAUCAAAUUUUAUAGAAGAAUACAAGCAGCAGGUUUUCGCCCGAUCGUCCAGCAAAACGAAAACAUCGAAGGACAACUCUUCGGUAUACGAUGACUGCAGUCGGAGUAGUAGUGGCUCUGAUCCUGACAGGCUUCAAAUGGAUAUAUCACAAAUGUCGCAGGACGACCCAGAGGAAACACAAUCAGCCCGAUCGACGCAAUCAUCACCACAACCGCCUGCCGAUAAUGAAAACGACAAGGAAUCGUUAUGGCAAGCACUACAUAGACAAAAUGGUCGAGGAGGUGAAGCGACGCAGUUGUUACGGCGGCUUAUCAACAGCAAACAUCUCGGCAUGACCGUGUCACCGCUGAGGUCGACUACGUCCCCGCUGCCCGCGAUGCAGCAACCCCUCAACGGCGCGGUCUCACCAAAUGGUGAGUGGCAGAACUCAGUUCGUUCGAGCGCGGCGGGCGGGGGCGGCAGCGGCGGCACGGCGAGACGAAAGCAGAGCUUUCCCGCCCGGGCGCAGCCCCCCGCCGCGCCCGACCCGCCUCACGGUAACGCUGUGUGGCCUAACGCACCGAUUUCCGACAACCAGGAAGCAAUAGAGGCGUCGUCGACGGCACCGGGGGCGGGCGGGCGAGGCGGGGCGGGGGCGGCGGCGGCAGCGGGCGCGGCGGCGGGCGGCGCCGGCCGCGUGGAGCUGUCGUGCAGCAACUGCGGCACGCACACCACCACCAUCUGGCGGCGCGACGCGCGCGGCGAGAUGGUAUGCAACGCGUGUGGUCUGUAUUACAAGCUGCACGGUGUACCACGGCCCACCGCCAUGCGCCGCGACACCAUACACACGCGCCGCCGCCGCCCGCGGCACGACGCCAAGCACGCCAGGAAUAAGUCACGGCGGAGCGGCGGCAGCGGUAGUGGUCCCGCGGAAUCUGAUGGAUCCGUAGCCAGCGGCGGCGGAGGAGGAGGUGGUGGAAGCGGGGGCGGGGGAGCGGAGGGCGGCGCGGAGGAGGCGGUGCUGGCGGCGCUGCGGCGGCAGCUGCAGCCGCACCUGCUGGCCGCGCUGCACGCGCACACCGCGCACUCGCCCAGGCAUCCACGACCGCAGGUGGGCCUCAAUGCGCCCGAGUAUGACGAAGCGCCGCUAAACCUGGUCGCAAGCCACGUAGCCGCCGAGGAAACCCACUGACUGCCCCACACUGUGAUAUCGACACGCCCCCAUACACACUCAUCCAAACGUCUACAUAAUUAUCAAUUUUCAUACAAAAUUAGCUCAAUUCAACCCUGCUACAAUUGUUGAUCUGUUUUUAUUUUUUGCAAUCACGAUCUUCCCAAAUAAUUAGUUGUACACACAUAUUUUUCUCUCAAUGUUGCAUGUACGUAUAUAUUUUUUUUCUUGCCUAACAUUACCACGUGCAUUUUGCAACGGUAGAAGUAAUAAUAGAGAUUAAGAAAUAAUAAUAGCCUGACAACUGUUGCAAUAUGAACGUUGUGAUACUACGAUACAAGAUUAUGUAUAGGACUUUAUGAACCUGUCUAUAUACACAUGUAACGAGAAAUUAAUGAAUUCACUGUGUUUUUGUCGUUUCCGACAAUUGUUUCGACUUUAUCCGGUUGUCUUCUUUAGAAAAUAAGAAGAAAAAGAGAGUCCCUUUACAGUCAUCAAUAACUAUAUGAGAUACAGCUACUCAUCUCCGACAAUACCAUUGUCUCCGUUCACCGCUAUUUCCGCCCCCAACGGCAAAGACGUCAUUACAAGCUAUGCUAGCGGCAGCCUGCAAUAUGAAAUGAGAUGUUGCGAAGCAAAUCGCCAAACGCCCCCUGAAAAAGAUUACCGGAUGACGUCGAAACAAUUGUCAGAAACGGCAAAACACAGCGAAUUCAUUAAUUUCCGAUUACAUAUGUACCAUUACCGCUCAAAAGUAUUUAGCCACAUAGUAAAACACAUUUUGUAAGUCUGAUUGAGUGAAACUCUUGUGUUCUCUCGUCUAAUUCACUUUUUUAUAUUUAUUAUUUCUAUUAGUUUGGUAUUAAUAACUAUACUCAAAUCUUCACUCAGUUGUGACUCUCGGUCUACUUGAACGACGUUUAUUGCAAGACUUCCCUUGAUAAUAAGUCGAGUCUGGGGUCGUCUUUGCGUCGAUAUAUCUAGCGACGUCCAGUUUUGUGGUCAUCUGGAGGAAAAAGCUAAGAUAGCUUCCAAAAAGUUGGGGGUGCUCAAUAGGGUGAGACGGUAUUUCACGCCGGAAAACCGCCUGAAUCCGUAUAAAGCUCAAGUGAGGCCACACAUGGAAUACUGUUCUCACCUGUGGGCAGGAGCGCCACAGUACCAACUUCUUCCGUUAGACCGCAUUCAAAGUCGGGCAGCUCGAAUUGUUGGCGAUCGGCGUCUUACUGUCCGGCUCGACCCACUGAAACUGCGUAGAGAUGUUGCAUCUCUGUGCAUCUUCUACCGAAUUUAUCAUGGGGAGUGCUCUGAAGAAUUGUUCGGAAUGAUAUCUGCUGCUGAUUUUCACCAUCGUAUAACCCGCCAUAAACUAAAAUUUCAUCCCAACCAUCUGGACGAGUGGCGGUCCUCCACCUUGCGUUUUUCAAGGCACUUUCUCCCACGCACAACCACUCUUUGGAAUCAACUUCCAGCAGCAGUAUUUCCGAACCGAUACGACAACAUAACCUUCAAGAAAAGAGCAUAUUCCUUUUUAAAAGGCCGGCAGCACACCUGCAAUGCCGUAGGUGUUGUGGGUGACCAUGGCCGGCGGUAGUCACUUACCAUCAGGUGAGCCGCAUGCUCGUUUGCCCCCUGUGUUGUAAAAAAAAAGUUAUUCUUUCAGCCGCAAACUUCUUUAUGACGUAGUCAACAGUUUGUCUUGGUAUCUUCUGUAGUCUUGAAUUCUCAGGAUUUUUUACCGAAUUAUAAAGGCCUAUUAUUAUGCCCCUGAUCUCUUUGGAAUAUUUCUUAUUUUUACCCAUUUUCUUCAAAAAAUGAAACAUAGAAGUGAAAAACCAAAAGAUAUUGGUAGACUUUAGGUACUGAGUUAUGGAGAGCGUGUUUUCUGGUCACAUGGCAUCAGAUAACUAACGUAAAAAUAUUAGUAGUAGUUAUUCUAUAUUUUACUUGUGUUUAUUUCUUGAUAACUUAAAACAAAAUUGCGACUUCAAAGAUUAACUUUAAAGAAAUUCCGACUAACAUUAUUACGGUUUUAUGACAAGGAAUCGGCAAAUAACAAUAAGCUGUUUACAAUUGUACUGUAGAUAAGUAUUUUGCGAUAUUAUCAUCAUCAUCAUGUGACUGUCCACUUCUAAACAUAAGCCUCCCCCUAGAGGUGUUUUGCCAGUAGUUGCCACGCUUGGCAGGCAGAUUGACAACUGCAGUUAGGCUUUGGAGUUUUAAGAGGGACGCUGCUGCUCAUCCCUUGCUCAUAGUCGCCUCUUUCGACUCCCACGGAAAAGGAAGGUCUGGCCUAUUCUAUGCCAGGACCAUAUGAAAAUUUCGGUGUUAUACAAACAAUGAAACCUAAUAAAUUGUUUCGUUAAAAUGUAUUGUUUAUCACUUAAAAAAAAAGGAGAUACUUUUGAGCGAUAGUGUAUAUAGAUAUUAAAUAAAAUAUGAACAUAAUUUUUAAAAAUAACAUUGUGAACCUAUUGAAAAUAGAUAAUUUAUAUAAUAUUAAUAGUACAUGUGACAAAAACCAUUAUUAUAUUUUAGUGAUAAGAUGGCCAGUGUAACAACAAUAAGCGAAAAAUACUUGGUAUUUUCUAAGUGUUAGUAUAUUUCUUUCACUACUUAAUUUUGACAUUUUAUAUUUAUAUCCGAUAGAAAUGUUUAUAUUAUAAUGAGAAUAUUUUUUCUUAUACAUUUGGCAGUUUGAAAUAUAAUUUAUUUUUAUUUUACAAAGUUAUAUUUAAGUUUAGAAUUAUAUAUAUAUA
Molecule: messenger RNA, 5034 nt
Organism: Galleria mellonella (greater wax moth)
Lineage: Eukaryota; Metazoa; Arthropoda; Insecta; Lepidoptera; Pyralidae
Gene: GATAd
Exons: 10
Coding region: 191-2296 (701 amino acids)
Biological process (GO): negative regulation of transcription by RNA polymerase II; positive regulation of transcription by RNA polymerase II
Cellular component (GO): nucleus
Molecular function (GO): DNA-binding transcription factor activity, RNA polymerase II-specific; zinc ion binding; RNA polymerase II cis-regulatory region sequence-specific DNA binding
Source: RefSeq, a predicted model, not a curated record